Molecule: messenger RNA, 1283 nt
Organism: Daphnia carinata
Lineage: Eukaryota; Metazoa; Arthropoda; Branchiopoda; Diplostraca; Daphniidae
Exons: 3
Coding region: 96-1133 (345 amino acids)
Cellular component (GO): extracellular matrix
Source: RefSeq, a predicted model, not a curated record
AGUACCUUCCGACUCUCACAGAUCAAAGUGACUUCCCCAAAAACAAAUUACAUUUAAUUCACUAUUUAUUUAUUUAAAUUUCAACGGAAAAAAAAAUGAAUCAACUGGUGAUCUUUGCGGCUCUGAUAGCUUCCACUUUGGCUUACGGUCGUUAUCGUCCUAACUACCACUCGCUGAGAGAGUCCACGCCUUACGAGUUCGAGUAUGACGUCAACGACGGUGACAAUCAGCACGGCCAUCGGCAACGGAGCGACGGUCGUGUCACGUCGGGAUCGUAUCGCGUCGCUCUACCUGACGGCCGUACGCAAAUCGUUACCUACCGGGCUGAUCAUAACGGAUACAACGCCGACGUGACUUACGAAGACUCCGAUUAUAAUCCUACCCGGUUGACUUACCGCCCCGCUGCCCCGCAAUCCUAUUACCCGCUUGCCCCGUCAAGUUACUACCCACCUGCCCCGUCAAGUUACUACCCGCCUGCCCCGACCAGUUACAACCCGCCUGCUCCUCAACCUUUGAUUUUCAGGACACCUUCUCAUUACCAACAGUCACCUUUGCCUAAGCCACUGAUUUUUAGGGCCCCUUCUAGCACUUCUCCAGUUGUUGGAGAACAGGUCAGGCCGUUCUACACAUCGCCGGCCGUCCCCCCGUUCGGAGCUCCAGCCCUGCAAGAUUACGUUGCAUCGCAGGAAGCUUCUCCGGCCCCUGUUCCUCUUCUUUUCAGGAACAACGUCGCUUACAAAGUGACCCCGCACGCCGCCUACAGGGACCGCAUUCCGCUUGAAUACAGGCCGGCCUUCGCUAAACGAUCGCUGCCCAUCGAUCUGUGGAACGAGACGUCCAUCCUUGACGUUCUGCCCAGUCCGGCGGAAGUAGAGGCGGAAGUCAACGUCGUCCAAGACAACGAAGAAGUUAAUCCCGCUGCUGACGUCGUCCAAGUAGCGGCCGAAUCGCCUAAAGCUGAGGCAAACGAAGGAUUGGGUUACGCAACGUCAGACGAUGCGGACCUCCUGCCCGAGGCAUUUGAAGCACCUGAAGCUCGAACGGAUUCUCCGUCCGAUUCGGACGUGAUCGAAUUCGAUGAUCUUCCGUUUCCCCUUCCAUUGCCGUUAGCCUUUAGGUCUUAUGCUGUUUAAAACAAAAAAAACGUAUAAAGGUGAGAUCCUUUUAUUUUCAAUUUUCAUUUUUUAAGAGAAAUUUCAUUAUCAUAUCCACGAGUGUUCAUUCCCCCCCCCCCCCCUAUCGUGAUUGUUGGCUCAAUAUAAAAUACAAGUUUCAUUUACAAC